UUGUUAAGAAAAUUUAUGUUAUUAAUGUCAAUGAUUCUAGCACUGUGUUGUUAUUUACGGAGAAAUUUCCCUGACUGAUCAACACGGGAUUCUGUUAUAAAACAAAAGGAAAAAGACGAUGUCCACAGUAAAAAUGUAUAGAGCCGUGUUACGGAAAUCUGUCACAAUGCCAGUUAUUAGUCGUGGUCGUCACAUUUCCUGUGUGACGUCAGACCGGGUCUGGAUAAGUGAUAGUGAUGGCCAUCUUAUCUUGACAAACACAACAGCUAACAAACUAUAUCAUCUGAUAGAUAUAGCUAGUGGUGCUGGAGUUCACACUGUGAACAAUGAUGGUGAUUUAAUUUAUAUAGAUAGUGUGUAUAACAUCAACAAACUUUCUACAGAGAACAAAGUAAAGAUUACAUUAAUAAAGUACAACACGUCACCAUGGAGACCACGGUGUGUCUACAGCUCCCCCUCCACUGGAGACCUGCUGGUCGGGAUGUAUAAUACUGAUACAGAUACAGCAAAAGUAAACCGUUAUAACAAAUCAGGACAUUACAUACAAGCCAUACAGCACAACAACAUCACAGGUCAGGAUCUGUAUAGCAUGCCUAGCUAUAUCACAGAGAAUCGUAAUGGGGAUAUUAUUGUGUCUGACUGGUCUGGACGUGCUGUAGUCGUGACAGAUCGUGGAGGAAGUUAUCGCCUCUCCUAUACAGGACCUCCAACAGGAUCAGGACUAGCACCACUAGGAAUAUGUACAGACGCGCUGUCACACAUCCUGGUGUGUGAUCUUAACACCCAAUCAAUACAGAUAAUUUACUGUGACGGUCACUUCCGGUCACAGAUACAGACACGACCACACGGGAUAGACAUACCGUGGGGCCUGAGUUAUGUUGAAAACACCAACACACUGUGGGUAGGGUCAUAUCGGGGCAACACAGUGAACUUAUACAGAAUGUUGGUACACAACGAUUAUCUGACCAGUCUCCCUCUGGAAGAUUUCAAAUGCAAGAAACAUCCAAGCGAUCCAUUAUCCAAGUACUGUAUCCCGUGUGACGUCACCUUGUGUAAGAUGUGCAUCUGGACGACCUCAAGUGAUCAUAAAAAACAUGACGUUAGAGAUGUUGAGAAAUUGUUCAGAGAAAUUCACAAGAGGAAAGGUUUGUAAUGAUUCUGACAGUUUUAUUUUAAAGAA
Molecule: messenger RNA, 1180 nt
Organism: Saccostrea cuccullata (small rock oyster)
Lineage: Eukaryota; Metazoa; Mollusca; Bivalvia; Ostreida; Ostreidae
Exons: 2
Coding region: 119-1153 (344 amino acids)
Biological process (GO): protein polyubiquitination; negative regulation of translation; proteasome-mediated ubiquitin-dependent protein catabolic process
Molecular function (GO): translation repressor activity; zinc ion binding; ubiquitin protein ligase activity
Source: RefSeq, a predicted model, not a curated record